GGCAUCCCUCAGAUUUUCAUAAGUCAAUACACAUUCCUCGCAAAAAUAAUAUGGGAAGUCUUUAGGAAAAAGUUUAGUGAGUGGUUUUGGUAGUUUAGAGAAUGAACCGCCUAUAAAAACUUGCAUGCCCUAGAAAAGUUUGCAUCCCUUUUGCAUCUUGAGGAUAGGGUAAAUUUUCUAUUACCUCUAUUCUUUCUUAACAAUGCAGGAGAGUUGGAUGUAGUAAUUGCAUUAAAAAAAGAAGAGGAUACACAUGCACAACCCAUACAUCGCCAUAGAGGCACGAGCCAUCUAGAGAACCAAACGACUAAGCAUUACUAACCCAAGAAUUCACGAGUAAUAGGCAACAAACUCAUCCUAGACUAGAACAAGAGUGUUGUGCAUGGCAAGAUAGCAAAACACCAGUCAACAACAACACAACUCAAACAUGACUCCAAAGAUGACAACAAUUGAAGCACAAUCAACCCAAGGAUGAAUCCGCCACCAGCCAUGAGUCAACAACACUCGCGCAAGUGUAAAUAGUCAGCACGAUGUCACCGAACAAUGAGACCAUGCCCAGCGCCAUCAGACCAGCAGCCACACAGGCCACAGAAGGAGAACGGAGGAAUGGACGAGCACAAACUAGAGGGGGUGGGGGGCAUGAGUCGUACAACAACGAGGAUGACAACAUCCAUGAUAAACAAACGAGGGGCGGGAGAGCGAAGGAGAGGCAGGCGGCAAUGCCCCAAAGCCAUCCGACAGGAGAAGAUGAUGUAGAACCGUGGGAGAAUUGCACUAUGGUAUGUUGUGCUAUGACCUAUGAAUCGAAACUUCCCACGGGAAUCGGGGCCCUAUAGGCGGGACAAAAUUUGAGCAUCACACUGGACUAGACAUGGAGACAGACAUCCGGUCCCUAGCCCAAGCAGUCAAGAACGACGAGAAUGACUUGGCAGUAAAGCAGGGAUCUAAAGUCUUGUUUAGGGAGAUGAAAUUCCUAGCGAGGUUAAAAAUAUGUUUCCUUUUUGCUUGGACCCCAGUAGCAACGCUCCCGCAACAUAAAUUGCCGCGAGAAACGUUCUUAAAUGCUAUCCUUCAUAGGAACGUUCGCUGUAUAGCAUUACCGUUUGGCUUUUGUAUUGCCCUUGGUGGUUGUUUGUUGAUGGAACAUAAGAUAUUUUCCAGCUAAGACCAAAACCUCUGUUGAACUCUGAGUCUCGCGUGUUUUUCUACCUAACAGAGCGACCAGCCAUCUCAGGCAUGCAAGGUCAACACUUUGAAGCCAAAUUCAACGCGCGAAUAGCUCACGAGGCCUGGUAGACGUCGACGGGUCUCGGUCAAGGUGCAGAAGGAUAACAUUUCUUGGCAGCCGGGACAAGUUGUGGCGUGAACGAACUGUGCCUUGCAGAGUGCGAAGAAGUGGCGAACCGCUGGUACAUAUCGCUACCCUACGGAGAGAGAAGGUGGCCGCGCUUCUCGUCGUCCUCUAUCAGUGCAUGUACCCAUGACGGCCGUAUAGUUUCAACGGUCCAACCGCGACUUGCAAAACCGCGUGACUGUGUGCCACUGUGCUGCUUGAUUGGGGUGCUAGCCAGACAUAUAAUGGCGACGUUGAAGUACUUCGUAUUUUGCUUAGGUGUGGUACAGCUCUUGAUUUGUUGGUGCGUAUCGAAAUUCAGCCACUUGGAGGCAUUUCUUGAAUCUCUUCCGAUUCAGUUUUUGGUUUUUGGUUUCUUCCCUCUGUCAGUUUUUUGUUUUCUCAUCUCCGGACUUUCUAUCGGAGUAUCAGAAACUUAAGCCCUAUUCGAUAAUCAUUCACUCCCGAAAUCUGCGAAGCAGGGAAAUUGCAACUUCGCCGUUUUGAACUCCAGCUCCGCCAACUCCACUCUCGAAGUUGUGGAGCGGUACCGAACAGGGCCUUAACUUCUUGAUCGAUUGGUCCGUCCGUUGUGUUGUUUCCAGAGAUGCUACGAGAAGCGUAAGAAUUAUUAGGAGACGACAAAAUUCCUUUUUUUAUCGCCAAAUAUCUUGGUGUUUCUCUUUGUGAUUCGGGGUAGGCUACAAACCACUACGAUCGAGCAGAAUUUCGCCAGCUUCCUCCAAGAAAUGGGCUGCCUAUGCCUAUUCUGGGACAAAUGGAGGCGCAAGAGACGGCCGGAGGCGUCGGCGCCGGCUUCCAAGGCGGCAGCCGCAGCCUCCUACUAUGCCGCCGCUGCCUCGACCGCAUCGCCAGCCUGCAGCGCGACUGCUACGAGCACAUCCGACGGCUCAGGCGCGCGGCCGGCGUCGAGCAAGUCCUUGGGCUCCUCCGCACGGAGCAUCCCGGAGCUGUACGGGGAAAGGGGCGCGCAAAGCCUGCUGGAGUUCGGCCUCAGCGAGCUCCGUGGCGCCACGGCCAACUUCAGCCCGCUGCUCAUGGUCGGCAUGGGCGGCUUCGGGUGCGUCUACAGGGGCGCCCUCCGCCUCCCCGGCGGGAACCCCCACGGCACGGCGGUCGCCGUCAAGAAGCUCAACCCCAACGGCGGCCAGGGACACAAGGAAUGGCUGGCCGAGGUCCAAUUCCUCGGCAUCGUCGAGCACCCGAACCUCGUCAAGCUCGUCGGCUACUGCGCAACGCAGACCGAUCAAGGGCCGCAGAGGCUUCUGGUCUAUGAGUUCAUGCCCAACAAGACCCUGGACGACCACCUGUUCAACCCAGAGCACCCUGUCCUCCCAUGGGACGUCAGGUUGCAGGUAGCAUUGGGUGCUGCUGAAGGGUUACUGUAUCUCCACGAGGGCCUUGAGCUUCAGAUUAUAUACCGCGAUUUCAAGGCUGCAAACAUACUGUUGGAUGAGGAGUUCAGACCCAAACUUUCAGACUUUGGAUUAGCAAGGGAGGGGCCAUCCGAAGGUCAAACCCAUGUAUCUACAGUGGUAAUGGGAACCUACGGCUACGCAGCUCCAGACUAUGUCCAGACAGGGCAUCUCACCACCAAGAGCGACGUCUGGAGCUUCGGAGUGGUAAUGUAUGAAAUCCUCACGGCUCGACACUCGGUAGAGAAAAAACGCCCCAAGAACGAACAGAAGCUCCUAGAGUGGGUGAGGCGGCACCCAGCCGACAGCGAACAGUUCAGCAAGAUCAUCGACACAAGGCUUGAAGGGAGAUACUCCAUGAGAGGAGCAAGAGAGAUCGCCAAGCUGGCCAACAGCUGCCUUGCAAAGUAUGCAAAGGACCGCCCCGCAAUGGUGGAGGUGGUCGAGAGGCUGAAGCUGGCAAUGCAGCACAAGGAACUGGAUGGUCAGGAUGUCCGUUCACUGGAAGAAAGCUCGCUUCUUCAUGAGGCACCAACGACACCACCCAUGGAGGAUGAGGCUGCGGUGUCGGCAAGGCGGCGGAUGCUUCAUUUGGCUGCCCUAGGAAGGAUGCCGAUUUUCUCAAGUGAACAUCUAGCUACAGGAGGAACAGAGAACAGGGGCUGAAGCGGGCAGGUCAGCACCUGAGCUGUAAAGGCCAGAAUGGUUUUUCUUUGCUAGGUUAUCUAUAAUGAUUAAUGACAGCAAUUCCCACCCUAUUUGGUCCAUGCCCCCUUGUACUCGCUUCUGACUAGUCUAUUAUACCCUCAACUGAUUAACUAUAUUUCCAAAAACUAACUUAGAAUAAACUUGUUAAAACCCCAAGAAACGUUCUAUAGCUUGUAAAAAUGUCUUACAUUAUGGGACGGAGGGGGUAUGUUUUUGUUUUCAACAAAGCUCAUGACACAGAAAGUUAAAUCGCAUCUCAGUCAGCAUCAGCAUCCUCGUAAUAUAUGGUAUUAAGUGUGGCAUUGUAACAACAGAGCGAACAGUGGUUCUUUUUCUUAAGCAACAGUGUAAAUUUCACA
Triticum urartu is the source of this 3836-nucleotide messenger RNA. The record is from RefSeq and is a predicted model, not a curated record. NCBI's taxonomy places the organism in Eukaryota, Viridiplantae, Streptophyta, Magnoliopsida, Poales, Poaceae.